AUGGACAGCUCUCCCGCCUCGCCUUUGGCCCCCAGGGAUCCCAGCUCCCCUGAAUCUUCGAUCGGCGAACAAAUCGCCACUCUACAGGCCCAGCUUGCCGCUCUGCAGGCCUCGCAACCCGCCGCCGCCGCAGCCGCCGCACCCCCGGCCGUCACCGUCGUGCCGGGGAACGCCGCCACCGCAUCCAAGGUCGUGUUUCCCAAGCACGCUCGUCUGGACGGCCCCAAGUCGUUCACCAACUGGUUGCGUCAACUCCGUCUUGCACUCCCGAACCAGGUUCGUGGUUACGUUCUCGACGGUGUCGUUCCCCCGACCUGGACCGCCGACCAGCUUGCCGCACGUGACGACGCCGCCCGGGAAAUCAUCGUUGGCUCUAUCGACUCCGCCGACGUAUCGGCCACCCUCGACGCCAUCCCCAGCGACGACCUGUCGGCACCGCGCAUCUUUGCCGCUCUCAAGGCUCGUUUUGCACCGGACGACGCUACACGCACUCUCGAGUUGUUCGCUCGCCUUUGGGACUUCAGGAAGAUGCCUGCCUCCGUCGAGGCCUACGACACUUGGCUACGCGAGUACAUGUCGAUUGCUCAGGAAAUACGCGACGCCAAAACAUCGCUCAACGACGUGCUCGCCACCCACGUGCUCGCCAUGGUCCCGUCUUGCCUCGACAGCUUCCGACUCACGUUCACGGACGACCGACGCGAAACUCACGACGCUUACGGACCGCAUUCGCAUCCAGCUUCGUUCGGCAGGACUCUCGACCUCGCAUUCGGCCAUGCUUGCCACCAGCUCCCCCUGCCCCGCCUGCCGCGCUCCCGGUCACCGCCUGCGCGACUGCACUUCACGUGCGAAGCACCCGCCCACCGGCCCCUGCCGCCGAUGCCACAAGAAAGGUCACUGGGCACUCGACUGCAAGAACCGGGGUGAACAGGCACGUAGCAGCGACGACACCCAGGACGACACGUCUUCCUCCGCGGCCUCGCAACCGAACGUCGGCUAUUUCGCCUCCUGCCUCUUCGCUCGUCGCCAACUCCCAACUGACGCCUUUGUAGUCGAUUCGGGUGCCACGACACACAUGGUCGCCGACCGAUCUCUAUUCACGACUUAUCGUCAGACGGCACACACCAAGAUCGGCGGCAUCGCGGGCGGCAUCACGGCUAUCGGCAUGGGGGACGUGGCAUUCGUCGCCAAGACUGGACACCCGAUCACGCUCCGUGGUGUUCUUCACACGCCUGGCCUACACGUCAACCUCCUCUCUGUCUCUCGCCUCUAUUUCGCGUUCGUUCUCGCGUGCCGACGGAUCACAUACCACCAACCAAAUUUCCGGUUUGGAGUGUGUCACACCUGUCAGCAUCUUGCCUUCCUCUCACGCUCUGAGUCUCCCGUGCCCCUGCUUACCCUACACCGCUGCCUCGGCCAUCUUGCCCCAUCCUCUAUACAGAAGAUGAUUGCUGCAGGUUUGCUGGACGGGUUUGGGGCCGGGUACAGUGACAAAGACGUAGAGGAGUUUGUUUGCAAUGCUUGCCUUGGUUCCAAAGGUCACCGCCUUCCCUUUCCCGACUCUGAGUCGCAUUCCGCCGAGAGACUUGGCCUCGUGCACAGCGACGUCCUGUCGUUCCCCACUCCGUCCUUGACCGGGAAGCGCUACCUUGUCACGUUUCUAGACGACCACUCUCGCAAACUCUGGGCAUAUGCGAUCGAUCACAAAAGCGAUGUUUUCCCGACCUUCCAGACUUGGCUCGCCGAAGUGGAGUUAGAGACGAACGCGCGGUUGAGGAUCCUUCGAACCGACAAUGGCGGGGAGUACCGAUCAAACGCAUUCACGGAGUUCUGCAAAUCCAAGGGCAUUCGUCGUCAAUACUCUAUCCCUUACACGCCUCAACAAAACGGUCGCGCCGAACGUGUCAACCUCUCCAUCGUCGAGGGCGUCCUCGCUCUCCUUGCGGACGCCCGUCUGCCGGCCACCUUUUGGGAUGAAGCGGCUGCGUAUUUCGUUUAUUGCAAAAACAGGUGCUCACACUCAGCUUUGGCCAAACAGACUCCAGAAUCCGUUUGGAACGGCCAACGCACCACCGCCACCGCCCUCCACCCGUUCGGCUGCACAGCCUGGCUCACGGUCGCCCCGGACCUUCGCAGCAAGCUCGACCCCAAGGCCGCGCGCGUGAUCUUCACAGGUUACGACCUCGCCUCCAAAGCUUUCCGUUUCUUUGACCAUUCCAUCAACAAGAUUGUACUUGGUCGCAAUGCCACCUUCCUCGACGACGACUUCCCCGGCCUGCCAGUCACCACGCCCGUCGAUGCAGACGACACCGACCGUCAGUUCGUCGUUCCCGCCGACACGCCCGCCCCUGCCGUCAAGACGAGGACCCCACUAGUAAGGUCGGCGCACAUGGACGUCUCAUCCUCCCUUGAUGAUUCUGCCAUGAGCGCCGUUGACGUGGCCCCAGGGUACACUGGCGGAACCUUACUUAAUUCCACAGAUACCGAAUCGUCCUCGUCACCGUCUCCUGAGCCGUCCUCGUCACCGUCGCCACAAACCCUUUGUCACCGUCGCCUGCGCUGUCACCGUCGUUGGCAGCGUCAUCGUCACCCUCGGUCUCACCGACCGACUCUGACUACUCCGCCGACCCUCUGGACCUCAUCGGCUCACAGACCCCGACUCGCCUUGGCCCACCGGACGUGCACCGCCCAGACUUCAGCACGUACCGUGAGCCCGCAUCGGCUGAGGAGUCGCCCGACGAACUCGACAUCAUUGGGCGUCACUCGCGCGAUGAAUCGCCGGAUGAAAUCGAUUUCCUCACCCAACACCACCGCGCCUUCAUCGCCACAGACGACGACGACCCCACCCUCGACGCCAUCGAGCCCGUCAAAUCGAUCACUAGCGACCCCCAGACCUGGCGCGAAGCAAUGUCCAGCGACGAGCACAACAUCUGGGCUGAGGCCGCCGCCGCCGAGUUCACCGCCAUGCGCGACGACUUCAAGGUGUUCACCAUCGAGCCUCGCUCAUCUGUACCGCCGGGCGCCACCAUCGUCACCUCCAAAUUCGUCUGGAAGACCAAGCGCAACGCAAGCGGUGAAGUCACGGGGCGGAAGGCACGUCUUGUAGCGCAGGGUAACCGACAGCGCGACGGCAUCGACUUCUCAGAAACCUUCGCACCCGUCGCCCGUUUCUCCUCCAUUCGCUGCCUCCUGGCUCUUGCCGCUGCCAAUGGCUACCACGUUCAUCAGGCCGACAUCGACAAGGCUUACCUCCACGGCGAGCUCGAUCAUGAUAUCUGGAUGACGACACCACGCGGUUUCGACUUCCCGAGCGAUAAGGUUCUCCGGCUGCGACGCUCAAUCUACGGUCUCAAGCAGGCCGGUCGCAUCUGGAAUCGUCACAUUGACACAUCACUCAGGAAUCUGGGGUACAAGGCAACAGGCACUGAUCACUGCAUUUACUCUCGCAUUGACGAUCAGCAGCGGCCUCACUAUAUCGCCUUGUAUGUCGACGACCUCCUCAUUGUCAGUCCAGCCCUCGACGAGAUCGAACGUGUCAUCUCCGGCCUUGAACAGCGGUACGGCGUCAAACGACUCGGCCCCGCGGAGUACAUCCUCGGAAUCCAAAUACGCCGCCUGGACGACGGUUCCAUUGCUCUAUCCCAGGAGCGCUACAUCAUGGACGUGCUGGCCCGUUUCCACUUCGACACCACGACACGCGGCACUACGGUGCCGAUGACGCCCGGCCUCUCGCUCACGGCAAUUCCGGGUCAGGGAACGGAGCGCAUUCGUUCGUGGUACCUACAGGCCAUCGGCUCCCUCCUCUACAUCUCCCUUGGCACUCGACCCGACAUUGCCUUCGCCGUCUCGUACCUGUCCCGGUUCGCCAACAACCCCGGCCGCCGCCAUUGGAUUGCCGUCAAACACGUCCUUCGCUACCUUCGCGCCACGUACCGCGAUGAGCUUCUCUAUGCCCGCGGCCCAGCAAAAGUCACGGGUGUGGUUGGUUAUUCUGAUGCGAACUGGGGCGCCUGCGUCGACACAUCCAUUUCAACGAUGGGCUACGUAUUUUACUUGGCAGGCGCCGCUGUCUCUUGGUCGUCGAAGCGUCAGACUCGGGUAGCGGAUUCCACCACUGAUGCCGAGUACCUGGCCUUGUCGCACGCGGGUAAGGAAGCGAUCUACCUUAACCAACUCCUCUCCGAGCUCCACGUUUGCCCAAUCGCUGCAGCUCACAUCUUCACCGACAACGAGGCCGCGGCCGCCGUCGCUCACGACCCCGUUCGCACCUCCGGCACCCGGCACAUUCGCCUCCGCGAGCAUUUUGUCCGUGACAUGGUCAAUCGAGGUGAUAUCUCUCUCUCACACGUUGGCACAGCAGACAUGGUUGCGGACGUAUUCACCAAAGCGCUAGGCCCCAAGAUUUUUGGUACACAUUGCUAUGCUCUAGGCCUCCGGACGCGACAUCCACGGCUCAAGUCUACCUCGCGUUCGCGUGGGGGGGGGUGUGAGGAAUCCACUCUCCGCUCGGCUCAGGACUUAGGCGCGCGGAGCGAACCGGGCGCGGACUUAGGCGCGCGGAGUGAGCCGGGCGCCCCGGCCCAGGACUUAGGCGCGCGAAGCGAGCCUGGGACUUAG
Messenger RNA from Microbotryum saponariae, 4614 nucleotides. The record is from the annotation of a GenBank genome assembly. NCBI's taxonomy places the organism in Eukaryota, Fungi, Basidiomycota, Microbotryomycetes, Microbotryales, Microbotryaceae.